AUGUAUCGUCCCGCGCGGUAUGUCCGGCCGCUACGCGCCACUGGGAGCCAGCCCUCGCCGCCGGCGCGGGCCUUCCCCGCGUGGCUGCCCGAGGUCAUGGCGCCGGCGAGCGGCUCGCUGCCGAGUGAGAUGACGAUGGAGGCCCUCUGCGCCGGUAGCUGGAGCGCUCUGCUGGCGGGGAUCGUCGCGGCGCCGAGCGGCGGGCACCUGCCCGAUGCCGGGUACGAGGCCGUGCUGCAGUGGCUGACGUCGCUGGGCAGCCUCGAGCCG
Molecule: messenger RNA, 270 nt
Organism: Fonticula alba
Lineage: Eukaryota; Rotosphaerida; Fonticulaceae
Exons: 2
Source: RefSeq, a predicted model, not a curated record